Molecule: messenger RNA, 1338 nt
Organism: Puccinia triticina
Lineage: Eukaryota; Fungi; Basidiomycota; Pucciniomycetes; Pucciniales; Pucciniaceae
Exons: 12
Coding region: 1-1338 (445 amino acids)
Biological process (GO): chitin catabolic process; carbohydrate metabolic process
Cellular component (GO): extracellular region
Molecular function (GO): chitin binding; chitinase activity
Source: RefSeq, a predicted model, not a curated record
AUGACCCAGACAACAUCGGAUGAUGACCCCCUGUCUAUAUCAUCGUCUUCUGAUUUUUCUGAAUCUUAUGAAUUUCCUGCUAGUAUCAAGGCAGAAAACACAACAGACAUUCCCACCGACGAUACUUCUCCCCCGCUCGAGAAUGAUGACAGCACUAACUACGAUGCUACCGCAAGUCCAGCAAGAAAGCUUGCCGGGUAUUAUCCCGUUUAUAACACCGAUGAGAAGUCACUUUCUGAGCUCAGAUUUGACCUUUACGAUGAGAUCAUCUUUUUUGCGGCAACAACUACCGAUAACUUCACAAUUGGUACCGAUUAUUUUACACAGGCUGAGUGGGAUGCUAUGGCCUUUGACUUCGUCAAGAGCUGUAAAGAACACUCGGUCAUUCCCACGUAUGCUCUUGGAGGAUGGGGUGGCUCCAGAUACUUUUCAAGCCUUGUGGCAACCGCAGACAACCGGACCGCGUUUGCCGACGCAGUCAUCACCUUUGCCAAGAAAUACGGCUUUGAAGGAGUCGAUUUUGAUUGGGAAUACGCCGGCAUUCAGGGAAUCGGUUGCAACAUUAUCAGUGAUCAAGACGCUCAAAACCAACAAAUGCUUUUCAAGGAAGUGAAAAGUAGAUGGCCGGAAGGCAAGUUGUCUACCACACAAAGCAUUGCGGGCAUUAGGGAUCCCGAUUACCAGCAAUUACCUGCCUCCAACACAACUAUGAUGGUUGAAGCUAUUGAUAACUUGAGAAUCAUGGCGUACGAUGUCCAUGGUAGUUUCACCGCAACAACAGGACCUAACGCCCCAAUUAGAUCGCAAUGUGCUGAUCCUGAGAAUCAACUAUCCAUUGAGGGCGCUAUUGAAAUCUACAUUAAACAAGGUUUCAAGCCGGAGCAAAUCAGCUUAGGAAUCCCUGGCUACGCUAUAUCUUGGAGCUUGGCCAAACCUGAACUCGCACCCAGAAUUGUUGGUAACUACACGAGUUACUACUACCAGAACUUCACUGGUAUUCCGCGUGGAGGCAAAUUCGAUGAAAAACCUGGAUUAGAUUCCUGUGGUCAACCAACAGGGUACGGUGGGCAGUGGAAUGCCCACGAAUUAGUUGAAUCUGGUUUCCUGAGCGACGAUGAAGCCAGUGGAGGAAAUGGUUACACGAGAUAUCACGACGCUUGCUCAGGAGAGCCAUUCAUUGCUAGCAACACGACGUUGAUCAGCUACGAUGAUGCCGAAAGCACUGUAUCAAAAGUGAAGUUCGCCAACUCCAAGGGAUUAGGAGGUGUAUUUUUCUUUGACACGAUGGGUCCAAGGGACAGCACAGUCAAAGCAGCUAGAAAGGCAAUGCUCAAUUAG